CGUCACGGGAAACGGACGACGUUUGUGCUGAGAGAGAACGCGAUCGCAAUUAAUUUCGAAUCACGAACCGCGAGUGAGUUCCGCAAUUUUGGAAAAAUCAAAGAACAUCGCUACCCAUUGUGGGUAGUUUAGGAUAAUUGAUGAGGAAUUCAAAUAGGUAGGGAUCGUGCAAUGCGCGAAGGGCGGGAUGUUCGCGCUGGGCGUCUUUUUUCUGACAGUGUUGGACUUCUGUGUACCAUUCUACCAUCACCAGUUCGCUGUGCAUGUGCCGGGCGGGCGACAGCUCGCAGACGAGCUGGCUCACCGGCAUGGCUUCAUAAACCACGGACAGAUCGGCAACCUGAGACAUUUCUUCCUGCUGUCCCACCCGCACGUUAGCAAAAGAUCACCGAAUGCCAGUGUAGACUACGUGACGCGACUCAAAAACGACCCCCAGGCGAGAUGGGUUAUGCAGCAGAAGGAGUUAAGAAGAACUAAAAGGGACCACCGGUGGAAGCCGCGGCAUGUUAUGAGGCAGUCCAGCACUCCUUCAUUCCCAGACCCACUGUUCAAAGAGCAGUGGUAUUUGAACGGAGGAGCAGCAGAUGGCCUAGAUAUGAACGUGGGGUAUGCUUGGAGAAAAGGCUAUACAGGGAAAGGUGUCGUCAUAACCAUCCUAGAUGACGGCAUCCAGCCAAACCAUCCCGACUUGGCGCAAAACUACGACCCGGCAGCGUCGACAGACAUUAACGGGAACGACACCGACCCGACGCCGCAGGACAAUGGCGACAAUAAACAUGGCACCCGGUGCGCCGGCGAGGUCGCCGCGGUCGCUUACAAUAGAUUCUGCGGCGUCGGCAUCGCGUACAAUGCUAGCAUCGGGGGCGUCAGGAUGUUAGACGGCCUAGUUAAUGACGCAGUGGAGGCGCAAGCUCUCAGCUUCAACACCCACCACAUAGAUAUCUACAGCGCCUCCUGGGGCCCUGAGGAUGACGGCAAAACUGUCGACGGCCCAGGCCCUCUAGCUAGAAGGGCCUUUAUUAACGGAGUCACUAACGGCAGGGGUGGAAAAGGCUCUAUUUUUAUAUGGGCUUCCGGAAACGGUGGGAGACACACUGACUCUUGUAAUUGCGACGGGUAUGCGAAUAGCAUAUUUACGAUUUCGGUAUCAAGUGCCACGCAAGGGGGUUAUAAACCUUGGUAUUUGGAAGAAUGCUCGUCAACUUUAGCCUCAACUUACAGUUCUGGAACACCAGGGCGCGAUAAAAGCGUAGCUACAGUAGAUAUGGAUGUUCAAUUACGGCCAGACCACAUAUGUACCGUCGAUCAUACAGGAACGUCCGCUUCGGCUCCAUUGGCAGCUGGAAUAUGUGCAUUAGCUUUAGAAGCAAAUUCUUUACUAACUUGGAGAGAUAUGCAACAUCUAAUUGUCAUAACAUCUAGGUCACAACCAUUAGAUAAAGAAGAGGGUUGGAUUGUAAACGGCGUAAAAAGAAAAGUCAGUCAUAAGUUUGGCUACGGACUAAUGGACGCAGCUCAAAUGGUCACAUUAGCAGAACAAUGGGCCACCGUUCCGCCGCAACACAUUUGUAAAUCGCAAGAAAUAAACGAAGACAAGUCUAUCGAGACGUCUUUCGGCUACACGAUAUCAGUGCACAUGGACGUAAAUGGGUGCAGCGGUACAAUGAACGAGGUAAGAUUUUUGGAACACGUUCAAUGUAAAAUUUCACUAAGCUUUUUCCCCAGAGGUAAUUUACGGAUUCUGCUUACGUCGCCGAUGGGGACUACGUCCACCCUUUUAUUUGAAAGAACACAUGACGCAACUAGUUCCAACUUCGAUGACUGGCCUUUUUUAAGCGUACAUUUUUGGGGUGAGAACGCCGAAGGUCGAUGGACGCUUCAAAUAAUAAACGCUGGAAAUAAUCACGUUACCCAGCCAGGAUUACUAAAAAAAUGGCAGUUGAUCUUUUACGGUACGGCAACGAAUCCUAUACGGUUGCGAAAUAAGGGUUACUAUAAUUCAAAUAAUGUGUACCAAGAGGAAAAAACGUAUCAUAUAAACGAUGUUUAUGACGCAUCCGAAUACUCGCAAUUUCUCAAUGAGAUCGAGCUUGGAAUUUCCGAUAGACGUAGUUAUCCCAAGAACAUUCCUUCGGCACAGAGGAAAAAUGUCUUAGCGGACGCCAAUGAUAAGCAGGUACAAAGAUUAUGUGAUCCGGAAUGUGAUUCACAGGGAUGUUAUGGCAAAGGUCCAACACAAUGUGUCGCAUGUAAACAUUAUCGUUUAGAUAACUCUUGUGUCUCAAGAUGUCCACCGAGGAGUUUUGUAAAUCAAGGCGGUGUGUGUUGGCCUUGUCACGAAUCAUGUGAAACUUGUGCAGGAGCAGGUCAAGAUUCAUGUCUGACUUGUGCCCCAGCUCAUUUGCUAGUUAUCGAUUUAGCGGUUUGUCUUCAACAAUGCCCUGAUGGUUAUUAUGAAGAUUCUGACGCAAGUGCGUGUUUUCCAUGUGCAGAACAUUGUUACACGUGCUCAGAAAAAGCAGAUAUGUGCUCAUCUUGCGUACACAAUUAUGUUCUCUAUAAUGGCUCAUGUUUAGCGGCUUGCCCUCCUGGAACAUAUCAGAAAGAUGAUUUCAGUUGCACUCCUUGUCAUGAAUCAUGUGAAUCAUGUCAUGGACCUACUGAAACAGAAUGUGUAUCCUGUCGACUCGGCGACUAUGCUUUAAAAAAUCGUUGUGUUUCAAAAUGCCCCGUCAAUUAUUACGCUGACACGCAACGGAGGGAAUGCUUGCCGUGUGCUAUCGGUUGUACGGUUUGCGCGUAUGGCAUCUGCUCCGUUUGCAAAGAUAAAUGGAUGAUAAGUAAAGGAGGAAAUUGUCUUCCGGAUGGCAAUGACAAAUGCGACACUAACGAAUAUCACGAAGGUGGUCGGUGUAAACACUGUCACUCUACUUGCGAGAAAUGUAGUGGACCAAACGAGUGGGACUGUUUGUCUUGUUCGACCCCAUUGUUAUUACAGGGAUCGAGGUGCGUUGCGGAAUGCGGUCAAGGGUUUUACCAAACGGCCGGCCAUUGUACUAAAUGCCCUCACACGUGUGUCGCUUGUGUUUCAAGACUGAACUGUACAUUGUGUGCCGGUGCCUUAAGACUUCAGUCUGGAACAUGUCGAGCGACAUGCGCUUCUGGGUAUUACCCAGACGAGGGUACUUGUUCUAAGUGUUACUUGUCAUGUGAGACGUGCACUGGCCCGCGAAGAGAUCAGUGUGCGUCGUGUCCGCCGGAUUGGCGAUUGGCAGCAGGGGAAUGUAGGCCGGAGUGUCCCCAGAACUUCUUUCCCUGGCAGGACAGUUGCCGUCGGUGUCACCAUUACUGCCAGGAUUGUCACGGCGCUGGGCCGCAGCGGUGUACUUCCUGCCCGCCGCACUUUUCUCUGGAAGGUGGCUUAUGCGUGGAGUGCCUUAGUUCCCAGUACUAUGAGCCAAGAACGCGAACUUGUAGACCGUGUCACGACUCAUGCAGGUCUUGCUCUGGCCCUGGACCAACAAGUUGUGUCACUUGUGCACAUCCACUCCGCUUAGAUAGGGUAAACCACAAAUGUUUGCCGUGCUGUACUGAGAGUAUGCUCUCGUUCUAUCUGAGUACAAACCAAACUACAGACUGUUGUCAUUGUGACAAAGAUAUUGGUGGCUGUCUCAACGGGUCUUCGGCUGGCAAAAGGCGGAUUGCCGAGAACGUACGUUCACACGUGACGGCGUCAUACUUCGUCGAUGAUGAAAAUGCGUCAGCUAACAUUCUGGAUCGCAACUUGCUCGUCGCUUGGAGCGUCGGUGCAACACUGCUUGUAGUCGUCGGGCUGAUUGUUAUCAUAAAGUUAAAAACAAGAAGAAGCAAACAGAAUUCGCCUUACCCCAAAACAGAAUAUUCGCAGCUGGCGACUGUCGACGAAGACUUAGUAGCACUAACCACUUCCACGACAGCUCUGAAGGCUAGCGAGGUAAACUCGCAAGCAACCCAACUUGAAGAACCAACAUAGCAAUUCGAACCUAAUGUCAAUGGUAGUAGAGUAACGUUUACACUGCAGACUGAUAUAUGGAUGUUUCAAUAUAACGUGUACAUAAUUAUAUUCGGUAUACCCGUUCGGAUUUGGGUUAUUUUGUCAGACGAUACGAGAUCGAAGUUUUAAUGAUGAGGAAAUGAGAUCCCCGAAUAUAUUAAAGUAUAAUAAUUAUAAAAGGUAUUAUCGGAUUCUGUUUUGUAAGGGAUGGAAAAUUUGAAAGAAUUUAUACAUUUUGAAUAGAAUUAUUUUAAAACGGACGCAUGUUUAAUUUCAGCGUCAAAGUUAAAAAAAAUGAUUUAAAUUGUUAACUAUUAUCUCAGUUGAUUUACUCGUUAUGUUCAUACUAGGAAAUAACAUUUCCAGAAUGAUAUUUGAAUUUAAACAUUUUUAGAUCGCACAAAAUUUGUUUUGGUUUGUGUGCGUUUGUAUGAAUUUCAAAGAGAAGACUCGAUAUUUUCUACUAGUGAUAACAACAUGAUUAAAAUUUAUCUUAGGUAGAUUUAUUAUUCUACUUAGCUGUCGGAUGCCGUUAAGUACUAUUCUUUAUACUAAAAUGACGAUGAAAAAUGUCUUACAGAAUAUAAUAAAUAAUUUAUGUUAAAAAGUUAUUCUAUAAAGAGUUUGUUCAACUGCUUAGUUGUGAUGUAUAUGUUAAAUGUUAUUUUAUAAACGAGUUUAGCGUGCUUGUAAAUCAUUAUUGCAAUACGGGACCUAAGAAAUAGUAUUUUUGAAUUAAUUAUUAUAAAAGGUGAAAAUCCUCUUUGGUGGAAAAAAUAACAAAAAGGUUUUAAUGAGUCCCUAUAGUAGUAGGGAGAAAAACUGUUCUCGUUUUGAGAUUUUUUUAGUAAUGCUCUCUUUUAUUCUUAUUGCUAAUAAUUUAUCUUAUAUAUUUUAGCCUUUCUUUCUACCUACGGUACUUCUUUAAAGGAAAGACGAUUUCUGGAGAGCUUAUCUUUAUUAGCUUUACUAAAUAUUUUUUUUUUAUUUUUUUUAACGUAGCAGACCUGUUUCAAUACUUAUACAUAAGAGAUUUUUCACCAUUUGUAUUAAGAUCAAUUAAUUAACCAUGAAAAUUUUGCAAUCAUAAACUUUAUAUUAAACUUACAUAUCUAUAUAAUAACUUCGUUUGUUGUUUGAAUUUGUUAUGUUAUUGUACUAAUUUUGGUACAUCAACUCGUGUAUAUACCAUUAUUCAAUUAUUGUAAACUUGAGAUUGGACAUGUAUAUAUGUAAAUAUUGAGAAAAUGUAAAUAUACUUAUCGAUGGUUUUUAUGACGGGUA
Messenger RNA from Chilo suppressalis (striped riceborer), 5317 nucleotides. The record is from the annotation of a GenBank genome assembly. NCBI's taxonomy places the organism in Eukaryota, Metazoa, Arthropoda, Insecta, Lepidoptera, Crambidae.